Harmonia axyridis is the source of this 738-nucleotide messenger RNA. RefSeq lists its product as uncharacterized. NCBI's taxonomy places the organism in Eukaryota, Metazoa, Arthropoda, Insecta, Coleoptera, Coccinellidae. The record is from RefSeq and is a predicted model, not a curated record. The transcript has 2 exons. Bases 1 to 738 code for a protein of 245 amino acids.
AUGGGCCCAGGGUCAUCAUCUGCUGUGUCUUCUCCAUCCCCUUUUCAGCCCAAAGUCCUUCUAUCAGAGGCCGCCUGCCAUGUUCCUUCGAACAAUACUGAUUCUUCUGAUGCUUCUGCCCGUAUCUCAUCAUCUGAUGUGAUAAGUUCUCCUGUCGUCACGGACCCUCUGAGCUCCCCGCGUCAUUCAGAUCAGGAACUUGUCAACAUCGUUCGGCGUUUUUGGGAACUAGAUAAAGUACCUGACGUGCUUCCUUUGACCCCUGCCGAGAAGGAGUGCGAAGUUCUGUAUCGCGCUGAAGUCACUCGUGACUCCACUGGCAGAUACACUGUUGGUUUGCCCUUCCCAUCUUAUCGUCUGGGUACCUCUGUCAAUAUGGCGACUAGGCAGUUUCUUCGAUUAGAACAUCGUCUAGAAAAUAACCCUGAUCUUCGUGUCGCAUAUCAUGAGUUUAUGCGAGAUUAUCUCUCGAGUGGUCACAUGGAAUUGGUUCCUGAAUCAUUUGACCAUCCUCGAUAUGAACCUUAUUAUAUUCCUCAUCAUUCUGUACACCGUCCAGAUGAUCCUGCUACUAAAAUUCGAGUUGUCUUCAACGCCUCUUGCGCAUCUGCUAAUGGCAAAUCCCUCAACGAUCUUCUGCUUACCGGACCGAAGCUUCAAGCGGACAUUUCCACUCUUCUGCUUCGUUUUCGUCUACAUCAAUUUGUUUUUACUGCCGAUAUAAGACAGAUGUAUUGA